This is a messenger RNA of Danio rerio (zebrafish), 1245 nucleotides long. It is a transcript of the gene zp2l2, whose product is annotated as zona pellucida glycoprotein 2, like 2. The record is from RefSeq and is marked provisional. Gene Ontology annotation, cellular component: egg coat; plasma membrane. NCBI's taxonomy places the organism in Eukaryota, Metazoa, Chordata, Actinopteri, Cypriniformes, Danionidae.
AUGAACGCUUAAAUUUGUGACACACAAGAAAAAAAGCACGUACUAAGCUAAAGUAAACCGCAGCAAUGUUUGUAAUUGCAGCAUUAAUUGUUAAUAGUAUGUAUUUGAUCAAUGCUCAGGAUCUACAGUUUCCGCGGGAAAUGCCUCAGUAUCACGACGGUGGCGGUUUGCCGUUCUCGCCGGUUCUGAAGGAUAAACAGGAGAAGUUUAACCUCCGACGGGAGAGUUUUUCACCGGAGAGCCCUCUGAGCUCCACUGGCUCUCAGCGCUGUGUGGUGCCGCAGUUUGAGCGCAUUGAGUGCGGAGAGCCGGACAUCUCUCCGACCGAGUGUGAAGACAUCAGCUGCUGCUAUGGAGAUCAGGGAUGUUAUUAUGGGAAAGCAGUUACUCUGCAGUGCACAAGGGAUGGGCAGUUUGUAUUGGUGGUUGCUCGAGACGCCACCAUGCCAGGCAUCAGUUUAGAGUCCAUCCACAUGCUGGAAGAUGACCCUGCUCACUGCGCUCCUGUCGGCAGCACUGGCAGCUUCGCCAUCUAUCAGUUUGCUGUGAGCACCUGCGGCACCACGAUGAAGGAAGAAAGAGGAUUUGUUAUUUAUGAGAACAAGAUGUCCUCUGUGUAUGAAGUGGGUCUGGAACCUCACGGAUCAAUUAUGAGAGAUGUUUAUGAGCUGAAGUUCCAGUGCAGGUUUUCAGCGACAGCAGUUGAAGCUGUGGUGAUUGAGAUGAAGACUCCUCCUUCUUCUCCUCCUCCUCCUGCUCCUCAUGUGUCUCAGCAGGGUUCACUCCAAAUGGAGCUCCGGCUCGCUCAUGGACUGUGCACAUCUAAAGGAUGCCCUGAUGAGGACAUGUACACUUCAUACUACUCUGACACGGACUACCCUGUUACUAAAACACUGAGAGAGCCUGUGUAUGCGGAAGUGCGCAUGCUGAACACGACUGACCCCAGUAUCACUCUGCACCUGGAGCACUGCUGGACCACAUCUAAUCCUGAAGCUCUGACCCAGCCACAGUGGGACCUCCUGGAGAACGGCUGUCCACAUAAUGAUCACCAUGAGCGGACCACCAUGCUUUCUGUGGCCUCUUCAGGGCUGCAGUUUCCAUCUCAUUACAGGCGUUUCAUUGUAAAUGUGUUCCCGGCUGUAGAUCAGUCAUCUCUGCCGCUACGGAUCUUCAUUCACUGCAUUACAUCUGUUUGCCAACCAUCUGAAACGGAGUCAUGUGAGCCCAUCUGUGACCACACGACAA